Choloepus didactylus (southern two-toed sloth) is the source of this 839-nucleotide messenger RNA. RefSeq names its product RAN guanine nucleotide release factor (gene RANGRF). NCBI's taxonomy places the organism in Eukaryota, Metazoa, Chordata, Mammalia, Pilosa, Megalonychidae. The transcript has 5 exons. The record is from RefSeq and is a predicted model, not a curated record. The coding region runs from base 108 to 686 and encodes 192 amino acids. Gene Ontology annotation, biological process: heart contraction; protein import into nucleus; regulation of sodium ion transmembrane transporter activity. Gene Ontology annotation, cellular component: nucleus. Gene Ontology annotation, molecular function: sodium channel regulator activity; transmembrane transporter binding; small GTPase binding.
AUCUUAAAGGGAGCCGGAGCCAAAGAAUACCCGAGUUGGCGGUGGCAGCUGCGAAACCUGUGGGGUAAUGUCAUGUGGCUGCAGGGGGUACCGCCCGCGCCCCUCUAAUGCCCACUCUCAGGGCCAUGGAGCCCACACGAGACUAUCCGCUGUUCGGAGGCGCCUUUUCCGCCAUGCUCCCCCUGGAGACCCUUGAUGUAAGCGACCUCCGACCGGUCCCGGACAAUCAAGAAGUUUUCUGCCAUCGCGCGACGGACCAGAGCUUGAUCGUGGAACUUCUGGAGCUGCAGGCCCACGUGCAGGGCGAGGCGGCUGCGCGGUACCAUUUUGAGGACGUUGGUGGGGUGCAGGGAGCUAGGGAGGUGCAAGUGGAAGCUGUGCAGCCCCUCCCUGUGGAGAGCCUAGCCCUGAGGGGCUGCUGUCAAGAAGCCUGGGUCCUCUCUGGCAAGCAAAAGGUGGCUAAAGAAAACCAACAGGUAGCAAAGGACGUGACACUGCACCAGGCCUUGCUGCAGCUGCCCCAGUACCAGACUGAUCUCCUGCUCACCUUCAAUCAGUCACACCCUGAGAUCAGGUCAUCUCUUGGCCCUGAAAAUCUGUCACCCCCGCCUUGGAGCCUGGAUGACUUUGAACUGCUGGUGACCAGUCUGACCCUUCAUGAUCCCAACAUCUUUGGUCCCCAGUAAAAACACUGAAGCACCGCACAAUGCUACUCAGGACUGAGAGGCCCAGUUGUGGAGGAGAACAAGGGAUUGGAUGCCUGGGUCUCCCCUCUUCCUUCCCUAUGCAUAAACAUAAGACACCUCCUCUCUGCAGAAAUAAACUUGCUUUAUAACCAA